This is a messenger RNA of Scomber japonicus (chub mackerel), 816 nucleotides long. Its product is annotated as myelin-associated glycoprotein-like. The record is from RefSeq and is a predicted model, not a curated record. The coding region runs from base 1 to 816 and encodes 271 amino acids. NCBI's taxonomy places the organism in Eukaryota, Metazoa, Chordata, Actinopteri, Scombriformes, Scombridae. The transcript is spliced from 3 exons.
AUGAGAUUGAUGGCAGUCCUGUCUACAAAUAUGUUGACAGUCAACAUGUUACUGAGUGUCUUCUUUCUUCCAGGUGCUUUGGAUGCUUGUUCUGAAAAAUCACACCUCUUCAUCACUGCACCACUGAAGAUGGAAGCACUGAGUGGAUCUUGUUUGCAAAUCCCGUGUAACUUUAGUGUUAGAGUAGCAACACAAUUUGAUGGAAGCAGAGAAACCUUUGCAGUGUGGAUGAAAAGGGAUCACAAAUUUAAAACCUAUCCAAACAAUGUGAUUUUCAACAGUAGUCAGACUGUUAACACCUAUCCAAUGAAAAUUACUGGAAACCUGAAAGAGAAAAACUGCACCACUCUAUUUUCCAAUUUAACCACAACAUAUACAGACAUAUACUACUUCAGAGUUGAGAACAGGCCAUUCAAGCAGACAGCUGUUUGUGAUCCUCUUCAUAUAACAGUCACAGAUUCUCCUCCGAGCCCCAGAAUUGAAAUCUCAGGUGAGCUGAAGGAGAAGGAGUCUGUCACUAUAACCUGCUCAGCUUUCACUCCCUGUCCACACUCCCCUCCUAAACUCACCUGGAAUCUCCAACAAGACGCUCACAACACAAUAGAGGAGAACACAGAUCGAACCUUUACCACUAAAAUCCAGAAGACCAUCACUCUGUCUGACAAGCACGAUGGAUACACCAUCACCUGUUCUUCCAUCUACUCUGUGAAUGAAGGACACAAUGUUAAGUCAGCAGAGGGAAAAGUGACUCUCAAUGUUUCAUGUAAGACAACCAGAGUUUGUUAUUGGAUCCUGUCAGCACAUGAUGAUUCAUGA